Daldinia childiae is the source of this 1749-nucleotide messenger RNA. RefSeq names its product C6 zinc finger domain-containing protein. Lineage: Eukaryota; Fungi; Ascomycota; Sordariomycetes; Xylariales; Hypoxylaceae. The coding region runs from base 1 to 1749 and encodes 582 amino acids. The transcript is spliced from 2 exons. The record is from RefSeq and is a predicted model, not a curated record. Gene Ontology annotation, cellular component: nucleus. Gene Ontology annotation, biological process: regulation of transcription by RNA polymerase II; DNA-templated transcription. Gene Ontology annotation, molecular function: zinc ion binding; RNA polymerase II cis-regulatory region sequence-specific DNA binding; DNA-binding transcription activator activity, RNA polymerase II-specific.
AUGAUAGUCAAAAAGCGCUACAUCUCUCCUACUCAUUGGAUGUUCUCGUUGACAUUGUCGCCGCAUGCUUUGGAUUGGCUUGAUGAACAGAUGAGAAAGCAAGGAAAGAUAUGGCAAGAAUUGAUGACUUGCAAAUUGCUAGCGAGGUCGAUUAAAACUAAACGACUCUUCUCUUGGACUCCGGGUCGUUAUGGAACGUAUUUACCAACCAAGGGAGUAGCAGAUGCUCUAUUUGGUGCAUACUUACGGACUUUCGAAACGAUAUAUCGAAUCAUUCAUAUCCCUACUACGAAGCGUGUUUAUGAUACCUUAUGGGAAAGUCCCGGCCUAGCGAGUCCGGCGCAGGUAGUUUUAUUACAGCUUUGUUUUACUGUCGGCGCAUGCUUCUACGACGACGUCUUCUCGCUUCGGCCUCACGCUCAUCAAUGGAUCCGCGAAGCCGAAAACUGGCUCGAAUAUCCGGGAAAGCUUCGAAUGACGGUGUUUGAUAUUCAAAUAAUGUGUCUCUUACAUCUAGCUCGGCAGACAGCCCAUUAUCUCCGAGAAAGCCAAGUCUGGGCCGUCUCCGGCGCCUUAGUUCGGGCUGCGAUGUCUGUCGGUUUACAUCGCGAUCCGACGAGACUGCCAGCAAUGCCUGUUUUUGAAAUUGAGAUGCGACGGCGCCUAUGGACGACAAUUAUCGAGUUGGUUUUAGAAUCUAGCAUAGAUGCUGCGGGACCUCCGAUGUUCUCGUCUGAUGAUUAUGAUUGUUCUUUACCCCUAAAUCUAAACGAUUCCGAGCUAGGAGAUCUCGGCGAAGACAGCAAACCAACCUCUCAUGAUAUGGCUGAACUUACCGAUACAUAUCUUCAAAUAGCCUUAGGCCGGACCUUUGCUGUGCGACUCUCGGUUGCAAAAUAUUCGAACGGUAUAAAGGUUGACAUUUCCUAUCGUGAGACAUUAAGACUCGGUUCGGAUUUGAUGGCUGAAUAUCGAUCUUUAAUGAAACACCUACAAGUUUUGAAUCCGCAACCUACAACAUUUCAAAAGCGAUACUUCGAGUUGGUAUUUAGCCGUUACAUAUUCUCUCUACAUUUGCAUUAUCUUCCUCGGGCUCUAAAAGACCCAGCACAGUUCAACUUCUCCCGAACCAUCUGUAUUGAUACCGCUUUAAGAUUAACUUCGUCAUUCUUGCCGCUCUCAUCCUCGCGUCAUGAUCCUGUUUUAGUAGCUAUGGAUAGCAUACUUCCUUUCGAGAGCUACUGCUGCGACUAUGAGCAUCUGCUUACCUGCGGCUCGGCUCCGUUUAGGUCUGUACCUUGGCAAGCCGUCAUGGUCAUUGCUGUGGAGUUAGCUGCGACACUACACGAAGCGCAUAGCACAUCUCCGUGGGCUGGUGUAGUUUCCUUUAAUCAGAAACAAAAUGGGAGCAAAUUUCGCAAUGUUGAGCUGCUAACGUGGCUUCGAGAAGGAAUCAAAUGGACGAAACAGCGUAUCAAAGCUGGUCACCAUAAUGUCAAAGAUAUUGUCUAUAUAACUGUGCUACUUGCUGGAAUCGAAGCGGCAAUGGAAGGUACCCCUCCUGAACCAGCUAUGGAUGCUAAAGGGAGGGAGGCCUUAGCUGAGGCUAAGUCUAUUCUUGAGGUGACGGCUGGCACAGGGACCACUGCUUGGGACACCGUUCCCGAUAUAGAGGAUCAGGGGCUUGGUGAAAUCAACGAAUUUUGGUCCAUGGGAUUUUCUGGUAUGGAAUGGGACAGUUUCUUUUAA